CUUUUCAUUUCUGAAAGAUCCGGCAGUCGGUAUCGAGCACGUGAAAACCGAGUUUUUUCAACGAUAAACUCCAAGAAAAACCUAACGAAAAUGUUGACCGCAGCAAGAGUAUUGGGCCGCAGAGCUAUCGACUGUGCGAAAUUGGGUGCGGAAGCGCAUCAACGCCGAAAUUAUUCGCACAUUUUGAAAAAUGCCAACGCAGCAGUAUUUUAUCCGCGUUACGAUCAAUUACGGAACAAAUCCGAAGGGGUUAAAGGGGCCGUUAUCGGGAUUGAUUUGGGCACUACCAACUCAUGUGUAGCUGUUAUGGAAGGCAAACAAGCCAAAGUAAUCGAAAAUUCCGAAGGAUCCCGCACUACACCUUCCAUCGUAGCAUUUACGAAAGAUUCAGAACGAUUAGUUGGUAUGCCCGCGAAAAGACAAGCUGUAACUAACUCUUCCAACACUUUUUACGCAACUAAACGUUUAAUUGGUCGCCGAUUUGAAGAUCCAGAAGUUAAAAAAGACAUGAAUAACGUCUCAUAUAAAAUCGUACGUGCCUCAAAUGGGGACGCUUGGGUUCAAGGAUCCGAUGGUAAAAUGUACUCUCCAAGUCAAAUCGGGGCUUUUGUGUUAAUUAAAAUGAAAGAAACCGCCGAACAAUAUUUAAACACAAAAGUUAAAAAUGCUGUUGUCACUGUUCCGGCCUACUUCAACGAUUCCCAACGUCAAGCCACAAAAGACGCCGGUCAAAUUGCCGGCUUAAACGUUUUAAGAGUCAUUAAUGAACCUACAGCUGCUGCUUUAGCUUACGGGAUGGACAAAACAGAAGAUAAAAUUAUUGCUGUUUAUGAUUUGGGUGGUGGAACUUUUGAUAUCUCCGUCUUGGAAAUACAAAAGGGUGUUUUUGAAGUAAAAUCAACCAACGGCGACACUUUCUUAGGUGGUGAAGACUUUGAUAACGUUUUGGUCAAUCAUUUAGUUUCCGAAUUUAAACGCGAACAAGGUAUUGAUAUCACUAAAGACCCCAUGGCGAUGCAACGUUUGAAGGAAGCAUCAGAAAAAGCAAAAAUUGAACUUUCUUCAUCACUUCAAACUGAUAUUAACUUGCCAUAUUUAACAAUGGAUGCCUCCGGGCCUAAACACAUGAAUUUAAAAUUGACUCGUUCGAAAUUUGAGAGUUUAGUAGGUGAUUUGAUCAAAAAGACAAUUCAACCAUGUCAAAAAGCAAUUAAAGAUGCUGAAAUUUCAAAGUCCGAGGUUGGUGAAGUAUUAUUGGUCGGUGGAAUGACCAGAAUGCCAAAAGUACAAAGUACCGUUCAAGAUAUUUUUGGAAAACAACCAAGUCGUGCGGUUAAUCCAGACGAAGCUGUAGCCGUUGGAGCUGCCGUUCAAGGCGGUGUUCUAGCUGGAGAUGUUACCGAUGUUCUAUUACUUGAUGUAACCCCACUUUCUCUUGGCAUUGAAACCCUUGGCGGAGUAUUUACACGAUUAAUCUCUCGAAACACAACAAUUCCAACUAAAAAGAGCCAAGUUUUCUCAACAGCAGCCGAUGGACAAACUCAAGUUGAAAUUAAAGUCCAUCAAGGUGAACGUGAAAUGGCAGGCGAUAAUAAACUUUUGGGACAAUUCACCCUUGUUGGAAUUCCUCCAGCACCACGUGGUGUCCCUCAAAUUGAGGUUACCUUCGAUAUCGACGCUAAUGGUAUCGUACACGUUUCCGCAAGAGAUAAGGGAACUGGGAAGGAACAACAAAUUGUUAUUCAAUCAUCUGGAGGACUUAGCAAAGAUGAAAUUGAAAAUAUGGUUAAAAAUGCCGAACAAUAUGCAAAGGCUGAUAAAGUUAAAAGAGAUAGAGUUGAAGCUAUUAAUCAAGCAGAGGGAAUUGUGCAUGAUACCGAAACGAAAAUGGAAGAGUUUAAAGAUCAGUUACCUAAAGAAGAGUGUGAUAAAUUGAAAGAAGAAACUGCAAAAGUAAGAGAACUAUUAGCUAAAAAAGAUGAUGUCGAUCCGGAAGAAAUUCGUAAGACAACUAGCGCCCUUCAACAACAAUCACUUAAAUUAUUUGAAAUGGCUUAUAAAAAGAUGGCUUCUGAAAGAGAAGGCGCCAGCGGACAACAACAACAAAGUUCAACAGAGCAACAAAGUGCAGAAGACCAAAAGGCUAAAAAAGAAGAGAAAAAUUAGAGUUCCGUUUCGUUUGUAUAAAAAUAACCAAAUUAAAUAAUUUUUUUUUAUAAAUAAAGUUCGAAUUGUGAUGGACGUUGUCGCCUUGUGGAUCUGUAGGUACGGGUUUUUAUUAAAAGUGUACCACUGUGGAAAUGAAAGGUGGUAUGGUGGGGUAGCUAAUAAUAAAAGCAGUGCAUAAAAUGUGGCCACCUUUUUGUACUAUUUUUUAUUAGUUUUUUCUUUGUUCGGAAGGUGCAUGAUGAACUGAUUGAUAUGUUUAUUCAAUAUUUUUUGUUUCGUCAAACACAGUGCCCCGCGAUUGAUUACCGACUGAUAAUAAAAAUUUUCUUUCAGUGUUGUUUAUAGUUUGUAUUUGUAUUAUUCAAUUGGAUUUGAAUGAACUUUUUGUUUCUUUAGUUACGUAAUAAAUGAAUGUUUAUAAUA
Molecule: messenger RNA, 2592 nt
Organism: Onthophagus taurus
Lineage: Eukaryota; Metazoa; Arthropoda; Insecta; Coleoptera; Scarabaeidae
Gene: Hsc70-5
Product: Heat shock protein 70 cognate 5
Biological process (GO): protein folding
Molecular function (GO): ATP binding; ATP-dependent protein folding chaperone
Source: RefSeq, a predicted model, not a curated record